CCUGGGAGCCCCGGCGCCAUCCGUGCGCGCGCAAACCGCCGCGGAGUCCCGAGCACAGUCCCUGCGCGCGUCGCAGCUCCGGCCUCCGCGCCUCGCCCCGCCAUGCUCCUGCUGCUGGGGCUGUGCUUGGGGCUGCAGCUCUGCGCUGGGUCGCUGGAAGAAGCGCGGGGCUGGGAUGGCUCUUCAGAGCAAGUUGGGCUCAGGGUUCCAAGACAAGUCAGGCUGUUGCAAAGGCUGAAAACGAAGCCCUUGAUGACAGAGUUCUCGGUGAAGUCUACCAUUAUUUCUCGCUAUGCCUUCACUUCAGUUUCCUGCAGAAUGCUAAACAGAGCAUCUGAGGACCAGGAGACUGAGUUUCAGAUGCAGAUUCCAGCUGGAGCUUUCAUCACCAACUUCACCAUGCUUAUAGGAGACCAGGUGUAUCAGGGAGAAAUUACAGAGAAAGAAAAGAAAAAUGGUGAGAUGGUAAAAGAGAAAAGGAAUAAAACUACCACAGAAAAUAAUGGGGAGAAGGGGACUGAAAUGUUCAGAGCUUCUGUGGUGAUUCCCAGCAAGGACAAGGCUGCCUUCCUCCUCAGUUAUGAAGAGCUCUUGCAGAGGCGGCUGGGGAAGUAUGAGCAUGUCAUUAGCGUACGGCCCCAGCAGCUGGUGGGGAGGCUGAUGGUGGAAGUGAAUAUUUUGGAACAGUCGGGCAUCACAUCACUGGAGGUGCCAGGGCUGCAGAACAGAAAACAGAAGGGCAGUGGGCGAGGGGAAGAUGGUUCUGGACCACCUCCUUCUACUAUUAUCAACCAGAAUGAAACCUUUGCCAAAGUCACCUUUAAGCCUAGUGUGGUGCAACAAGCUAAGAUCGCCCAGAAUGGCAUUUUGGGAGAUUUCAUCAUUAGAUAUGAUGUCAACAGGGAACAGAGCAUUGGGGACAUCCAGGUUCUAGAUGGCUAUUUUGUGCACUACUUUGCCCCCAAAGACCUUCCUCCUUUACCCAAGAAUGUGGUAUUUGUGCUUGACAGCAGCGCCUCCAUGGUAGGAACCAAACUCCGGCAGACCAAAGAUGCUCUCUUCAGAAUUCUCCAUGAUCUCCGACCCCAAGAUCAUUUCAGUAUCAUUGGAUUUUCCAAUCGGAUCAAAGUGUGGAAGGACCAUUUGGUGUCAGUUACUCCUGACAAUAUCAGAGAUGCCAAAAUCUACAUUCACCAUAUGUCACCCUCCGGAGGCACAGACAUCAACGGGGCCCUGCAGAGGGGCAUCAGGCUUCUUAACAACUAUGUGGCACACAAUGACAUCGAGGACCGGAGCGUGUCCCUCGUCAUCUUCCUGACAGACGGGAAGCCCACCGUCGGGGAGACUCACACCCCGAAGAUUCUCAAUAACACCAAGGAGACGGCCCAGGGCCAGGUCUGCAUCUUCACCAUCGGCAUUGGGAAUGACGUGGACUUCAAGCUGCUGGAGAAGCUGUCGCUGGAGAACUGUGGCCUCACCCGGCGUGUCCUCGAGGAGAGUGACGCGGGCACACAGCUCAUCGGUUUCUAUGAUGAGAUUAGGACCCCUCUCCUCUCUGACAUCCGCAUCGAUUACCCACCUGGCUUCGUGGAACAGACUACCAGAACACUGUUCCCCAAUUACUUUAACGGCUCUGAGAUUAUCAUUGCUGGGAAGCUGGUGGACAGGAAAAUAGAUCAACUGCAUGUGGAAGUCACAGCUAGCAACAGUAACAAAUUUGUCAUGCUGAAGACAGAUGUGCCCGUGGAACCCCGGGAGGUGAGAAAUGAUCCCAGGUCGAAGGGUGAUGGCAAGAACCCCAACCACAUGGAGCGCCUCUGGAGCUACCUCACCAUGAAGGAGCUGCUGAGCUCCUGGCUGCAGAGUGGAGAUGAGCAGGAAAAGGAGGGGCUGAGGCAGAAGGCCCAGGCUCUGGCUGUGAACUCUCACUUCCUCACCCCGUUCACCUCCAUGAAGCUGAAGCAACAGGCCCUGCAGACAGAGCAGCUAGAGGACAUUACCGGCAUGUCAGCUGCCACAGGGCCAGAAACAGUGAUGCAGAGCCUGCACGGGACCAGCGAAAGACCAGGCCCUGCUCUCAAGAAACCAUACAACCCAAGAAUUAAAAUCUCUAAAACUUCAGCGGAUGGAGAUCCCCAUUUCGUCGUGGACUUCCCCUUGAGCAGGCUCACUGUCUGCUUCAACAUCGAUGGGCAGCCUGGGGACAUCCUGAGGCUAGUCUCUGACCAUGUGCACGCCGGCGUGACAGUGAAUGGAGAAUUAAUUGGGGCCCCGGCUCCCCCAAACGGCCACAAGAAACAGCGCACUUACUUCCGCACCAUCACCAUCCUCAUCAAUAAGCCUGAGAGGUCUUAUCUCGAGAUCACCCCCAACAGAGUCAUCUUGGACGGCGGGGACAGGCUGGUCCUCCCCUGCAACCAGAGCGUGGUGGUGGGGAGUCGGGGGCUGGAGGUAACAGUGUCUGCCAAUGCCAACGUCACCGUCACCAUCCAGGGCACUAUUGCCUUUGUCAUCCUCAUCCACCUCUACAAAAAGCCAGCGCCCUACCAGCGAAACCACCUGGGCUUCUACAUCUCCAACAGCAAAGGCCUUUCCAGCCAUUGCCAUGGGCUCUUAGGUCAGUUCCUGAACCAGGAUGCCCAGCUCGCUGAGAUGCCUGCCCAGCCCAGCAAGGACCUUAUGAGCCCCAGCCCCUCACUCCCCGAGUUAGGUGAGAAGUCAGAGGCUGUCUUAAAGGUGAAAGGGCACCAGGUCCCGGUGGUCUGGAAGCAAAGGAAAAUCUACAACGGGGAAGAGCAAAUAGACUGCUGGUUCACCAGGAAUGCGGCCCAGCUGCUGGACGGGCAGUACAAGGACUACCUGGCCACACACCCCUUUGACUCAGAGACUGCUUUUGGCCUGGGAAUGUCCAGGGUACACUAAGGCCUUAAUGGAGAGGGCAUGUCGGGGCAUGGUCUUUGGGGACACGGGCGCCGUUCCCACGCCUGGAGGAGCCACCCUCGGCAUUUGGCUGCACCCGAGGUCUGUCAAGUGGUCUGUAGGUUUGAUGUCUGCUUGAGAGAGGGCAGGGGCAGGAAGCUUCCACUUGCUUCUUCUGCCUCCCUGCAACCCAUCUGCAGUAGAGAAAGAUGGUAGCACCAAAGUGAAGGGUCUAGCCCAAAGCAAGAAUCUAUCUUGUGCCCACUGGCUUGUCCACCUCAUGGCCCACUCUAGGUAACUCUGCUAAAGGAAGGUGCCACACGUUUAUUUUCUCUGUGCCAUGGCCAAGUGUGGGCACUCUGCUUCUUUUGCUUUGUAGAACUGCUUAGGAAUCUCUCUUAGUGCUGCUGGGAUCUCCAGGUGUGAGGCCAGCCUCUGUCUUGGGAGCGCCUCUCGUGGACCCAGGCCCGGGGUCAUCCACCACAGGUAGAGGUCAUCAUUGUUAAACGAUGUCAUCAUAGAUGAGGACUUUGUCCUGUUGUGACAUCUUGCCUUUGGGAUUUCAGUUUUCUUUUUCAAAAGAUCAUGGGAAGUAGAAAAUCUGCAUCCCAGAUUUUACUCUCUUCCUGAAGACUUUGUGAACCAUUUGACUUUGCUGAUGGGUACUCUUCCUAUUUAUUCCAGUAAGCUAAAUGCUUUUAAUAAACAGGACAACCCU
Condylura cristata (star-nosed mole) is the source of this 3637-nucleotide messenger RNA. RefSeq names its product inter-alpha-trypsin inhibitor heavy chain family, member 5 (gene ITIH5). Gene Ontology annotation, biological process: hyaluronan metabolic process. Lineage: Eukaryota; Metazoa; Chordata; Mammalia; Eulipotyphla; Talpidae. The record is from RefSeq and is a predicted model, not a curated record. The transcript has 14 exons. The coding region runs from base 103 to 2922 and encodes 939 amino acids. Gene Ontology annotation, molecular function: serine-type endopeptidase inhibitor activity.